AUGGAGAUAUCCAUGCCCCCACCUCAGAUACAUGUAGAAAAAACUCUGACCAUUAUUAAACCAGAUAUUGUUGACAAAGAGGAGGAGAUACAAGAUAUUAUUCUCAGAUCUGGAUUCACUAUUGUUCAGAGAAGAAAACUGCAUCUCAGCCCUGAACAAUGUAGUAACUUUUAUGUGGAACAAUAUGGAAAAAUGUUUUUUCCUAAUUUAACAGCUUAUAUGAGUUCUGGGCCACUUGUUGCCAUGAUAUUAGCUAGACAUAAAGCCAUCUCUGUCUGGAAAGAACUCUUGGGACCAAGUAAUAGCUUAGUAGCUAAGGAGACACACCCAGACAGUGCUAACAGACUUGUGAUUAUUGAGCCGAUUCCAAUUGGACAGUCUGCUAAGGACUAUUUAAAUUUAUACGUAACACCAACUCUGCUUGGAGGACUCACAGAGCUUUGUAAGCAAAAACCAGCAGAUCCUUUUGUGUGGUUAGCUGAUUGGCUGCUAGAAAAUAAUCCCAACAAACCUAAACUUUGGCACCAUCCUAUUACAGAAGAACCUUAUUGA
Otolemur garnettii (small-eared galago) is the source of this 552-nucleotide messenger RNA. RefSeq names its product NME/NM23 family member 5 (gene NME5). NCBI's taxonomy places the organism in Eukaryota, Metazoa, Chordata, Mammalia, Primates, Galagidae. The transcript has 5 exons. The record is from RefSeq and is a predicted model, not a curated record. Bases 1 to 552 code for a protein of 183 amino acids. Gene Ontology annotation, molecular function: nucleoside diphosphate kinase activity. Gene Ontology annotation, biological process: spermatid differentiation; UTP biosynthetic process; negative regulation of oxidative stress-induced intrinsic apoptotic signaling pathway.